Molecule: messenger RNA, 2388 nt
Organism: Anolis sagrei ordinatus
Lineage: Eukaryota; Metazoa; Chordata; Lepidosauria; Squamata; Anolidae
Source: RefSeq, a predicted model, not a curated record
AAGAAUGGCAAGUCCCCUACCUCCCUAUCCUAGAUCAGACACAGGGGAGAAGUUACAUUACUGUAGGGAAUGUGGAAAACAAUUUGAUAGGAAAAGUUCUCUUACUGUACAUGAACGGACCCACACAGGGGAGAAGCCACAUAUAUGCAUGGAAUGUGGAAAGAGCUUCAGUCAGAGUGGCGCUCUACAUUCCCAUCUAAGGACACACACAGGGGAGAAGCCAUAUAAAUGCAUAGAAUGUGGAGAAAGCUUCAGUACAAGUGGCAGUCUAUGUAGACAUCAAAGGACACACACAGGGGAGAAGCCACAUAAAUGCAUAGAAUGCGGAGAAAGCUUCAGUGGCAGUUUAUGUUCCCAUCUAAGGACACACACAGGGGAGAAGCCAUAUAAAUGCAUAGAAUGUGGAGAAAGCUUCAGUCUGAGUGGCAGUCUACGUAGACAUCAAAGAACACACACAGGAGAGAAGCCAUAUCAAUGCAUGGAAUGUGGAGAAAGCUUCAGUCGUAGUGGCGCUCUACAUUCCCAUCAAAGGAUCCACACAGGGGAGAAGCCAUAUCAAUGCAUGGAAUGCGGAGAAAGCUUCAGUCGCAGUGGCAAUCUACGUAGACAUCAAAGAACACACACAGGGGAGAAGCCAUAUCAAUGCAUGGAAUGUGGAAAGAGCUUCAGUCAGCGUGGCGCUCUACAUUCCCAUCAAAGGACACACACAGGGGAGAAGCCAUAUAAAUGCAUGGAAUGUGGAGAAAGCUUCAAUCAGAGUGGCCAUCUACGUAGACAUCAAAGGACACACACAGGGGAGAAGCCAUAUCAAUGCAUGGAAUGUGGAGAAAGCUUCAGUCGCAGUGGCCAUCUACGUACCCAUCUAAGGACACACACAGGGGAGAAGCCACAUAAAUGUAUUGAAUGCGGAGAAAGCUUCAGUCUCAGUGACAGUCUACGUUCCCAUCUAAGGACACACACAGGGGAGAAGCCACAUAAAUGUAUUGAAUGUGGAAAAAGUUUCAGUCGCAGUGACAGUCUACGUUCCCAUCUAAGGAUUCACACAGGGGAGAAGCCAUAUAAAUGCAUGGAAUGUGGAGAAAGCUUCAAUCAGAGUGGCCAUCUACGUAGACAUCAAAGGACACACACAGGGGAGAAGCCAUAUCAAUGCAUGGAAUGCGGAGAAAGCUUCAAUCAGAGUGGCCAUCUACAAAUGCAUAGAAUGACACACACAGGGGAGAAGCCAUAUAAAUGCAUAGAAUGUGGAGAAAGCUUCAGUCUGAGUGGCAGUCUACGUAGACAUCAAAGAACACACACAGGAGAGAAGCCAUAUCAAUGCAUGGAAUGUGGAGAAAGCUUCAGUCGUAGUGGCGCUCUACAUUCCCAUCAAAGGAUCCACACAGGGGAGAAGCCAUAUCAAUGCAUGGAAUGCGGAGAAAGCUUCAGUCGCAGUGGCAAUCUACGUAGACAUCAAAGAACACACACAGGGGAGAAGCCAUAUCAAUGCAUGGAAUGUGGAAAGAGCUUCAGUCAGCGUGGCGCUCUACAUUCCCAUCAAAGGACACACACAGGGGAGAAGCCAUAUAAAUGCAUGGAAUGUGGAGAAAGCUUCAAUCAGAGUGGCCAUCUACGUAGACAUCAAAGGACACACACAGGGGAGAAGCCAUAUCAAUGCAUGGAAUGUGGAGAAAGCUUCAGUCGCAGUGGCCAUCUACGUACCCAUCUAAGGACACACACAGGGGAGAAGCCACAUAAAUGUAUUGAAUGCGGAGAAAGCUUCAGUCUCAGUGACAGUCUACGUUCCCAUCUAAGGACACACACAGGGGAGAAGCCACAUAAAUGUAUUGAAUGUGGAAAAAGUUUCAGUCGCAGUGACAGUCUACGUUCCCAUCUAAGGAUUCACACAGGGGAGAAGCCAUAUAAAUGCAUGGAAUGUGGAGAAAGCUUCAAUCAGAGUGGCCAUCUACGUAGACAUCAAAGGACACACACAGGGGAGAAGCCAUAUCAAUGCAUGGAAUGCGGAGAAAGCUUCAAUCAGAGUGGCCAUCUACGUAGACAUCAAAGGACAUACACAGGAGAGAAGCCAUAGAAAUGCAUAGAAUGUGGAGAAUGUUUCAGUCAAAGUAACUUUUCAAAAUAACAAUUCAAGUCAAUAUGGAAUUUAUGUUAAGGGCAAUUACAGGGAAUAAAAACAUUGCUGUGAAGAACCACGACUUAUUUAAAGCAAUGAUUUUAGCCUGGGGAUGGAGAGAUGAAAAAAAUGGAAUCUGGAAAAUUGGAAUAACUAUUUAUUUGAGCAAGUCCAAUCAGAUAUUAUUGCAUGUAUAACCCAAGAAGGUUCACAGGAGGACAAAACAGAAGAAAUUAAAGAGAAAUGGGCAAUUUAUAUGAAAUGGGUAGAAGAAGGUG